Molecule: messenger RNA, 1560 nt
Organism: Zootermopsis nevadensis
Lineage: Eukaryota; Metazoa; Arthropoda; Insecta; Blattodea; Termopsidae
Source: RefSeq, a predicted model, not a curated record
AUGGAUCGGUGCUUCGAGUUCCGCUCUGGGCAUGGUGGGACGAUCCGCAGUCCAGGGACUACUGAAUAUCCAGUGGGGCCUCUGUUUGAGAAGAAAUACCAAACAGGAGGAGGAAAGCGUCUAUGCGAGAGGCCGUACAAAUGUCAUUUGCCAGAGUGUGGUCGCGCCUUCAUCCAACUUAGCAAUCUGCAACAGCAUCUGCGCAAUCACGACGCGCAGGUAGAGCGCGCGAAGAACAGACCUUUCCACUGUAACAUCUGCGGAAAAGGAUUUGCAACGGAGUCGAGCCUGAGGACUCACACGUCCAAGGAGCUACAGCUCCGUGUCCCUGUGUUGCAGCAACACGCUGCCCUGAUAGGCGGCCCCAACGCCACUUCCUGUCCGAUCUGCCACAAGCUGUUCCUCGGCGGAGAGGCCCUCAUGGAGCACAUGAAACACACACACAAGGACCCCAACGCUUCUGGAGUAGCAAAUCCGUAUUUAGCGAAACGGAGGACAGCGAACCACCCUUGUCCCGUGUGCGGGAAACACUAUGUGAACGAGGGAAGCCUGAGGAAACACUUGGCGUGCCACCCAGAGACAUCACAACUUACUACGUCUCUCAGGAUGUGGCCUUGUUCUGUGUGCCAGGCUGUGUUCACGCAUGAGUCAGGGCUACUCAGCCACAUGGAGCACAUGCGGAUGGACCCCAAGCACCAGUUCGCUGCUCAGUACGUGCUCAGCCGAGCAGCCGCAGAGCGUCGCGAGCGGGAGUCACUUCUGGCUGCAGCCGUGGCGGCGUCAUCAGCUGGGGGCCUGGCCGGACUGGGGGGCGGCGGACCGUCGUCCAUGUGUGCCAGUCCAUCCGCGCACUCGGACAGUUCCUCAGGAGGCGGGCGGCUGUCCAGCACGGGAUCUGAACCCGGCGGCAUCAUGAACAACAACAAUAACAACAAUAAAUUGGGCGACAUCUUGGGUGGUCGGGGUGGCAAUGGACUGCAGCAGCAGUACGGUGCCGAGGACCUGCACAACGCAAGUCCCGCGGCUGUAAACCUCGCAGCUGCCAUGAGAAUGGGCGCUUCAGGACUCGGAGGAGUGACGUCUCCUGGUGGCAACAACGGGAACAACGGCUCUGCGGGAGGUCCGGGUUCAUCGACCCCUCCCGCGCCUGGGGACGGAGGCGUCUCGGCUGCCCAAGCUCAGGCGGCUAUGAAUGCAGCAAUGCGCGCUGCGUCCAUGGCAGACUCCAUGAGGUCCAUGGACGCAGCUAUGAGAUCUUCGAUGGCUGUAGACUCGGCGAUGCGGCUGGACUCGAUGACGGGCCACCACCACGGUGUACCUCAAGGUCACCACAAUCACCAGCAGUCAUCCGGAGGCAGCAACAACGGGGGCGGAAUGAACCACCACCACGCACAUCACAACCAGGUGUCACCCGACCUCAGUGAGGCCUUGCGGUUACAGGAGCAGAGGCUAGAGCAGGCCCUGCGACUCCAUGGGGGGGAUCCCCGCGCACUAGGCUUCAGCCUGUCCAGUAGCUCUGGAAACUCGCAGAACCAACAGCAGCAACAAAACAACCCAUGA